Molecule: messenger RNA, 297 nt
Organism: Odobenus rosmarus divergens (Pacific walrus)
Lineage: Eukaryota; Metazoa; Chordata; Mammalia; Carnivora; Odobenidae
Product: chemokine (C-C motif) ligand 13
Exons: 3
Coding region: 1-297 (98 amino acids)
Biological process (GO): neutrophil chemotaxis; positive regulation of ERK1 and ERK2 cascade; lymphocyte chemotaxis
Cellular component (GO): extracellular region
Molecular function (GO): chemokine activity; CCR chemokine receptor binding
Source: RefSeq, a predicted model, not a curated record
AUGAAGGUCUCCGCCAUGCUUCUGUACCUGCUGCUCACAGCCGCCACCUUCAACCCCCAGGUGCUCGCCCAGCCAGAUGCACUCAGCGCCCUAUUCACUUGCUGUUUCACAUUUAACAAUAAGAAGAUCCCCUUGCGGAAGCUGGAGAGCUAUCGAAUCACCAGCAGCCACUGUCCCCGGGAAGCUGUCAUCUUCAGCACGAAACUGGCCAAGGCUAUCUGUGCCGACCCAAAGGAGAAGUGGGUCCAGGAUUAUGUGAAACACCUCGAUCAAAAACCUCAUACCCUGAGGACUUGA